AUGGACGCAGUAAUUGGUAUUUUUAACUCAAGUACCUUGGCUUUUUUCUCCAUAACUACUUCAGCUUCCAAUGACGGUUUGUAUCCUGAAACUGCUCUUCUUCCUCAGUUUACUGGUGCUACAUUAGUGGUUCUUGCUGUAAUAAUGGCAACUGCAGCAGUUUUGAUAACACUUGGAAAUGCUUUGAUUUUUCUUGCCUUUGUGGUAGAUGAAAGACUUAGAACACAGAGCAACCUGUAUCUUCUGAGCUUGGCUAUAUGUGACUUUUGUGUAGGUGUAGUCUCCAUUCCUUUUAACAUACCCCAUACUCUAUAUGGAACUUGGAUGUUUGGAAAAACACUUUGCAAGUUCUGUAUGGUAAUAGACUACACAGUAUGUGCAGCUUCAGUUUUUAACAUUGCUGUUAUCAGUUAUGAUCGACACCUGUCUGUCACUAAUCCGGUUGAUCAUCGAGCUCAGCAAACAUGUAGCACCAUUACUAAGAUUACUGCUGUAUGGCUGCUUGCAUUUAUUGUUUAUGGACCAGCACUGAUGUUUGGGGACACUAUCACAAGACAAUUACAAAUACCGAGUGACCAUUGUUAUGCUGAAUUUACAUAUGGUUGGUACUUUUCAGCUUGCCUUCUAACUUGCAAUUUUUUCAUUCCCUUCGUCAGUGUAAGUUAUUUCAAUUUAGAUAUAUACUGGAAUAUCAGAAAGCGAAUGAAAAAGAGGCAAAUUAAAGUGAUUAAUAAGAUGCAAUUUGAGUCAAAAAGUGAAGAAGAAGAAACAUUUUCAUCCUUCAAAAGAAUAUAUAUACUUUUACUAAAAAAAAAUCUAGUCUGUUCUUCUUCUGGGUCAAAAGAAUCUACUGUUAACAAAUGUCAGCAAACUCCUUCAGUGCAAAAAAUGGACAAAAUCAGUAGCAGUCGGAAUAACAAGCACAUCUCAUCAACAGAGGAUGAGCAGAAAAUAACAUCUCAAAAUUCUGCAUUAAGACUCUCCAAGGAUAAAAAGAUUGCAAAGUCUCUUGCUGUGCUUGUUUGCAUUUUUGGCAUUUGCCAGGCACCAUACACAUUUUUUUCUAUUAUUAUUUCAGUAAGCUGGAAUGACUUUGCAUAUUACUGGAGUUGUAUCACAGGAUGGAUUAUGUGGCUGAACUCUCUCAUAAAUCCUCUUUUGUACCCAUUGUGCCAUCGCAGUUUCCGAAGAGCAUUUUCUAAAAUAUUUUGCCAUAAAUAA
Protopterus annectens (West African lungfish) is the source of this 1221-nucleotide messenger RNA. RefSeq names its product histamine H3 receptor-like. The record is from RefSeq and is a predicted model, not a curated record. Gene Ontology annotation, biological process: adenylate cyclase-activating adrenergic receptor signaling pathway. Gene Ontology annotation, cellular component: membrane. Lineage: Eukaryota; Metazoa; Chordata; Ceratodontiformes; Protopteridae. The coding region runs from base 1 to 1221 and encodes 406 amino acids. The transcript is spliced from 3 exons. Gene Ontology annotation, molecular function: G protein-coupled receptor activity.